Messenger RNA from Trichophyton benhamiae CBS 112371, 1314 nucleotides. RefSeq lists its product as uncharacterized. The transcript has a single exon. Gene Ontology annotation, molecular function: protein binding. Bases 1 to 1314 code for a protein of 437 amino acids. Lineage: Eukaryota; Fungi; Ascomycota; Eurotiomycetes; Onygenales; Arthrodermataceae. The record is from RefSeq and is a predicted model, not a curated record.
AUGAAAGCUUUCUUUGAUAAUAUGGGUUGCUGGCCGCCUCGCAAUACGGUAUUUUAUACCUACGCAAAGCUCAGUAUUCUCCGGGAGGAAAGUAAUUCGACAUAUGCGAUCCGUACUAUAAGGGAAACGGUGAAGGCCCUACUCCAGGCGGAAAAGACGACCUCUCAUGAGCUAAAGGCUGAGAAAACUCUCCUCCUGGUCAAGGCGGCAUGCAGUGCCGUUACAACCUUGACCAUUAGCAAGGCCUUCUCAGGGUAUUGUCCAUGGUCGAAAGGAUACCGCUGUACGACACAGACACCCAAGUCACUCAUCCACGUUCUUUCUGCAGCAGUUCAUGAUGACAAUAUCCGGCUAGUCGCCGAGUUGUUGAAACAGGGUGUGUCUUGCAAUCAGUCCAGCCAGGUAUUUGGGACACCGCUUUGCAUUGCGGCAUCUAGAGGAAACAGAAAGAUGAUCAAUCUCCUACUCAAGUUCCAUGCGGACCCGUCAUACUUCUAUCGACUUCAUGAUCGGUCACAUCCGCGGACUCCGCUCCAAGCAGCUGCUUUUGCAGGCCAUGAAGAGAUCGUGGACCUCCUUCUUCAGCCAAACCUAGGUGUACAAAGGUCUGGCGACAGAUUCUAUAGAGCCCUGGUAUUUGCCGCCAGAGGUGGCCACUUCAAUACCUUUAAGCAACUCGUGGACGCCGCAGCUCCGCAGGCCGACCCUUUGUUUCAGUGGGCAGAUUGCCUCAUGGCUGCCUGUGAAUCUGGAUCAAUAUAUCUUGUACGCUUCAUACUGUAUAAAGGCGGCGAUAUAGAAUGCAUGAGACGAUUCGAAACACCUUUAAUACGUGUGGCCAGGAAAGGGUACCACGAUAUAGCCCGUGUGCUUCUGGAGGCAGGAGCAGAUCCGGAUUAUGAUUCACAGCAUCAGUCGGCUAUAACUAUGGCAUCUAAAUAUGGCCAUCUGGAGGUGGUACGUGUCCUCCUACAAUUUGGAGCCUAUGUCGAUGCAAAAUUCGGGUCCAUACAAAAUGCAGCAGCGGGGGGUCAUAAAGAUAUCAUUCAGCUGCUUCUUGAUCAUGGAGCUCAGGUUUCUGGAAGAGAGCCAGAUCGAUGGCGCCAAACUGGACAGCAAAUAGGUCAAUGGGCGUAUAGAAAGGCAAUAAGUAAUGGCCAUUAUUCGCUGGCCUCCUGGUUACUGACUCUUGGAGUAGAUAUGGACAAUCAUGUUGAUACUGUGUAUGAAUGGAGUAGUUGCGAUGAGACUCCAAUUAUAACUAGUGACGAUGAAGAAUCGCUAGAAGGAGGGAGGGUGUCAGAAGAUACCUAA